UUCAGACUGCCGCCGGUCUCUGUUCGGCAACAGGCGGGAGGGAUUCCCCUGUUCGUCGCCUCUCAGUCUUCCCCUCAGAAUUGCUUUUGCGUUAAAAAACAAUCAAUCUGGCUGCUUUUACCGGCGCGCCCAUCAGCGGCGGCAUGUCCUGGAACCAAAGUGCUGCGCGCGACGCGGAGCAGAAACUUUAAACCGGGGGAUUUAUUUAACAAAAAACUAGUGCAGCAUUGGAAUAAUAGCCGGACUCUAUACACUGUUUCUAUCUGAUGAGGCAGCCUCCAAAUGACGUCGAGAUGGCAUUAGGUGGGACGCUUCUGCCAUCCAUAUCCACGUUUGCCAGCAGCCCCACUGACAAGAGUAGAUCCAUAGGAAGUGCCAAUCUAAAAUGGAAGGAGGAGUUGUCCUGUCUUAAGAGAUCCAGUGUGCCAGCAGGAAGUACCUGCCCUGACCCAGACCAUCCCACUGCCACCAGCAUAACAAGUACCAGCAUGUCCAAGAAAGACGCAGAUCCGGACUUGGACUUAGACUACGACUUUAUUUUGUCCAACUCGAUUCUUCAGCAACAACAGCAACAACAGCAGCAGCAACAGCAGGAGGAUGCCAUGGCAUGCAGCUCUGCUCAGGCCUUGUCUCCUUCUCCUAGUUCUUUCUCUUCAACUUACCAACUUCCCUCUCCUCAAGACACUGCCAAUGAACUGCUCUAUACCAUCCCAGACAUCAGUGAUGUUUCACCGUCUGGAGGCUUUGUUGCGGAGCUCAUGAGACCGGAGUUAGACCCUGCAUACCUCCACCCUACCAGCCUCCAUGGCAAGUUUGUUGUCAAGACAACAAUGGAUAUGGGAGAAUACAACCAAGGCCUGAAUGUAAGCAAGGCCUGUGUUAAUGCAGUGUCGGACUCAGCUCCUUCACGUGCCUCACCGUCCUUUACAUGCCACAGGAUAAAGCAGGAGAACCCCAGUAACUGCACCAUCUCACAGUCUAUGGACCUACAUCUGACAGGGGUAAACUCACAGGGCCGAGGAGGCCAGCAACAUCAGCAGCGCCCUGGCCACCUGGAUCUGCAUGGGUUCUCCAGCGGAGGGCGUUCUAUGACAGGCAGCAGGUUAUCCUCAUCCUCUUCCCUCUCCCCAGACCAUCCUCUCAGCCGGGAGCACCAGCUGGGCCACGCCAUCUCUCAGAUCCCGCUACCUCCACAGGGAUACCACCAUAACUCCUCGCAGGGCUACCCUUCCUACCCUCAGACAUCAUCCAUGCAGUACCCAGAGGCCCUCAUGAUCUCCGGCGUGGACUGCUUACCAGAGGAACCAAAGCCUAAGCGCGGUAGACGAUCCUGGCCGAGGAAGAGAGUGGCGACCCACACGUGUGACUAUGUCGGCUGUGGGAAAACGUACACAAAGAGCUCCCAUCUGAAAGCACAUCACCGCACACACACAGGGGAGAAGCCUUAUCACUGCGACUGGGAGGGCUGCGGCUGGAAGUUUGCACGUUCAGACGAGCUCACUCGCCACUACAGGAAACACACGGGUCAUCGGCCGUUUCAGUGUCAGAAAUGUGACCGGGCCUUUUCUAGGUCAGACCACCUUGCUCUCCACAUGAAAAGACACCUAUGAGAAUUGGUUAAAGGACCAGACAACAUGACAACAACUUCAAUAUAAACACAUGUAUGUUUGCAAAACCCUGAACAAACUUGUGCACUACACUUUCAAAACCAUAACUUGCCUUCAAGCUGGCAUCAAGCAACAAGACAAGCUGUGGUGUUCAUGGCUAAAAGAGCAUUACUUCUUUGAGAGCCUUCUCUCGCACGUUGUGCAGGUGACUCGACAAGACCUUUCAGCCAGGGUUGUAAACUUUUUAUGAAAGGGACCAAACUGGAAUUUGUCUUAUUUAACCGACAAAACUUGGAGGACCAGGUGCCAGCAGCUUUUAACUGGAAACGUCAGGGAAACCAGGAGCAACAAACAAAGCAUCUCCAGAGGCCUUCUACCAAAAAAACAUGCCAUCACAGACUCUGUUAACUACACACUGUUCCUAAUACUGUAUUAAUAAAUACAUAUAUAUAUUUAUAUUCAUAUUUCACCUGCAAUGCCACUGAUUUCAGGUACAAUGUUAAUUUAUACAGAAUGGUGCUCAGUAAUUUUGAAGGUUUUUCUUUUUUAAAUAAAAGGUACCAAAGAUUAAGGAAAUUAAGGGUGAAUUGAAAAAGUGCCAUAUAGUUGUUCAUGUUUCUUGGAAACCUUUCCACAAUCUGACUUCAGGUGAACACUUCUCUUUUUAAAUGGUGAUGGCAAUCUUCAAUGCACUGCAGCUGCAAAGUGCAAUAAUUUAUGAAACAGUCAUAUUUUUGUAUUGAAUGAGUAACUCUGAACAAAGAUCUUUUUUGUUUAUAGCCAGAAUAUGUAAUAUAAUCUUGAAUUUUGUAGAUUUGUAAAUAUAAAUGCUUUGUUAUUGUUUUGUAUUUUACAGUAUGAUAAAAAAUAAAAUGUAUUUGAAAUAAGAAAACCAA
Molecule: messenger RNA, 2503 nt
Organism: Melanotaenia boesemani (Boeseman's rainbowfish)
Lineage: Eukaryota; Metazoa; Chordata; Actinopteri; Atheriniformes; Melanotaeniidae
Gene: klf4
Product: Kruppel-like factor 4
Exons: 5
Coding region: 267-1610 (447 amino acids)
Biological process (GO): regulation of transcription by RNA polymerase II
Molecular function (GO): DNA-binding transcription factor activity, RNA polymerase II-specific; RNA polymerase II cis-regulatory region sequence-specific DNA binding
Source: RefSeq, a predicted model, not a curated record